ACAGCACUUCAGACAGCAGUAUGCUGUAGUCGGCAAUCUUCCGUUUUGGUAUAGAGUGGGACAGGGAGGGGGUGAUGCUACUGCUGUAGUCGAACGGUGGGACGGACGUGCAGUUCAGUUUUUGGGCACGCAUAAGGUGCUGCAGGGAUUUUUAGGUGUACCUCUUCGGGCUCUUGGAUACCUUUUUCUCGUUAUAUGUGUGCGUGUUCUUUAGAUCCUCAGAUGGCUCUAGCACUUUCGUGACCACGAGCUGAAAGUCUUUUGCUAGAUUUUGGCAUUUAGCAACUGACAUACGGUUUAAUGUGAAGACAACAACCUACCUAGACUAGUCUAUCCCUUUUUUGAUUUUUUUUUUAUGUGGGGGUUUGCUGUACAUAAUAGUCUACACGUCGUGCGCCUGUGCCAGCGAGUUUUUUUCAUUUACCACCCAACGUGGUGCAGCGUGCCACGAGUUGCCUGCCGUGCAGGGGGAUCAUGUCCCUGUCCAACCCCUUAUCCCAUGGGUUGUUGAAGGACCUUGGCAAACUCUCGAAGUUGAAACAACGAGGACUGAUUCUUGACCGUCACUUCGAGACGAUAAAGGCACAUGUGAAGGCGGGCAACUCCGUUGCGAAGGAGCGAUGGGACGCAAUCGAGAACGCAUGGGGGCUGAAGCAGACGGGUGUCUUCAACGAAGAAGAGUGGAUCACGCAGAUUGAUGGAGAGGCCCAGGGUAUUACCAGCAGCACCCGUCCGUCGUUUUUAACGCCACAAGAUGCGGGCGGCGCGCGAGGUGCACCGUCUUCGCACCCACCGCCUGCUACUGCUGCGGCUGCCGGGAAGAGAAAGGUCGCAGAUAGAUCGGGGGAAGCAAGCCACUGAUCGAGCUGCCCAAGGUGUUCUAGGUGG
This is a messenger RNA of Ectocarpus sp. CCAP 1310/34, 888 nucleotides long. The record is from the annotation of a GenBank genome assembly. NCBI's taxonomy places the organism in Eukaryota, Phaeophyceae, Ectocarpales, Ectocarpaceae.